Molecule: messenger RNA, 1760 nt
Organism: Hyposmocoma kahamanoa
Lineage: Eukaryota; Metazoa; Arthropoda; Insecta; Lepidoptera; Cosmopterigidae
Exons: 5
Coding region: 1-564 (187 amino acids)
Source: RefSeq, a predicted model, not a curated record
AUGUUGACCGAUGCCGGCUGGCGAGAUUUCAAUUCUCACUUGUCACCUCGUUUCGUCUCGUCAAGCCUCGCUGAUGGAAAUGUCGACAGGUCGCCUACGUUUGCCUGCCAAAGAUGCAUCUACCCAGUGCGCCGCUCGCUGCGGCCGCGCCGCGCAGCCCCCGCCGGCGGCGGCGACGCCUCGCGGGGCCCCGGGGGCUGCAGCGCCAAACGCAAGCGGGACCAGUUCGCCGAGAACAGUUCGCUGAAAACUAAGGGAGCCCAGAAGGCGUAUCCGGAUAAUACGGUUAGCGACAAGAUCGCGGACGACGGUGACGCUCAUCGCGAGGCGCGACGGCUCCGCGCGAAAAGACUGCGCGUGGGCGAGGCGCGCUUCGGCUCAGCGCCUUCUCCGAGGUCCGUGAAGUCGGAGGCCGAGCCGGCCGUCGCCCAAAUGCUCAUCCGCGCAGACGUGCACGCGCCGCCGGCAGACGUACACGUACCGAGCAGCGGCAGCGGCAGCCGCUCCAUGUCGCUGACGUCGCCCGAGGCCGAGCGCGAGAUCGCCUCGCAUCUCUACGGCUAACAGAAGCUACCGACUACAGUGCCCAUUCAUUUUUCGUAUGUAAAAGAAUAGUUAUGUUUGAUUUUUAAAAGUGCGACAUCCCAAUGCAACGUCGUGCCUUUAUUAACAAUGAAAAGAUUUGUUUUGGUUUUUAAGACGGAUCAUAAUGAUUCACGUUAGUUUCUGAGCAACUCGUAUUUGCUGAUUGUGAACGUCGAAACUCACUGAUAGGAGAUAGUUAUUUCGGAAGACUCACGUGCGUUUCAAGUGAGCACGAAGGAAUUUUACGAUUGUACUUAGUUAUUUUUUAUUUAAAUUUUUAUGUGGUAACUUCAUAAAAUGUGGACCCGGGCCUUAUUCCAGCGUAACCAUUAUCGAGUUGUUAUAAUUGAAUAAUUAGAUAUGUAAAAAGGCAUGAUGGAGGCGGAUUCUGUAGCAAAAAAGUAAAUUUAGCCAGUUGUAGUCACAGAACAGGCUAAAUUUACUUUAGAACUUGAUUUAACUGAUGCAGUGUUUUAAAGUUAUGAGUGUUUACUGUCCGCGCUUAGCUAAUGCUACUCUGGUAGCACCUUUUUCAAUCUCGAAAACCAUAGCACCUAGCAUCAAUUAGAUCACUUCCAGAAAAAGUCACGGUUCAGCCGGUUCUAGUAGGAAAUCGAUUGACUAAGGUUAUGGUUACUGUACACGCGAAUUCGGAUGAAGUCCUUGUGGGCGUUUAGUGUUAUAUGAUCAAAUGUAAACAUUAAUUCUAAUUGAUGUAAUUCAUGUAAAUCCCACAUCAAAAUAAAUAUCAAAUCGUACUUACUGCUAGUGUUGAGUUCCGUAGCAACUUUCUCCCACUUUUGCCGAGAAAUAUUUCUGUUAUGAUCAUUUCUGCCUCUCAUAUCCAUAUCCCACAAACACUUGUUCUCGUACACAAGACUUAUCAAUUUAUCGUUAUCCAUGGUGUAAUAACCAAAUUACUCGAAAUUCAAAGGACGAAAACACCCAAAACUGGCGAAUGUCGCACGACAAAAUCAAACGAGUUUGAAUGCUCAACUGGUUCUGACGAUGUCGUGCAUGUUCUGACGUAUUCGUCGUUGUCAUUAAAAAACAUGCGUUCGUUUGUUCGGCUGAAGUCGUCAGAAUAUAUUUUCGUCAAAACUCGCAUCCAUAGUAAUCGUAGCUUAAAAGAUGAUUUUUUUUAUCUGAUUCGUUUAAAAUUCAUUAAUGGUGAC